This is a messenger RNA of Arctia plantaginis, 4650 nucleotides long. Lineage: Eukaryota; Metazoa; Arthropoda; Insecta; Lepidoptera; Erebidae. The record is from the annotation of a GenBank genome assembly.
AUGUUGUCAAAAAGUAUUACUAUUCUAGUAUUUGUCGAGAAACGGAGAGUUUUACAUUUUCCUAACAUAUUGUUUUAUAAACAUUUCAGAAUGAAUGGGGGAAUGGAGCAUAAAACACCAGGUCAUAAUGCGGUGCUUCACAAAGCGCCUAAAAACUACAAAUUGCUUAUGGACCCAUUCCUGGUGAAGGGAGCAACAAAGUUAUACAGAUACGAUGGUUGUGUCCCUGGUGAUACAUCAUAUCCUCCCGUACAAUGCAGGGAUCCUCGGUCUCAGAUCGCGAGGAUGUGGAAUAAACUAGAACCAGCUGAUCUGCCUGUACCUAGAUUUAAAAUAGAUAGAAACUAUGUAGGAAUACCUCCACAACUGGAAAUCACUAUAAGAAAUUUAAAUGAUAACAUAGAUAAGGCGUUUUUAUCUGAGAUGAUGAAUAAAAUUGGUCCAUGCGAAGAAUUGACAAUAUUCUACCAUCCAAUCACUAACAGGCACUUGGGAUUUGCAAGAGUAGUGUUUCAAGAUGUAAAACAUUCAAAAUUAUGCAUAGAAAAAUAUAAUGGAAAGUCAGUAAUGGGCCAGGUACUAGAAGUCUUCCAUGAUGCUUUUGGUAAGAACUGCCAAGAGAUGUUUGAAAUGAAAACAUGUGAAAAGAAGCCACAGCCUAUUUCAAUGCUUAGUAAACCUGCUUUAGUAGAUGAAGAUGUUCGGAUGCAGAAAAUAGACCCUACACUCAGUAAAAGAUUAGAAGAAACUAAACUAACCUCUGAUAAGGAACCAUAUUCACGCUACAAAGACGUUGUUGAUCAAACUGACAGCAACACGAGGUGGUCAGACGACGAGCGAGAGCACCGUCAUCGGCAUCGACACAGGAGUGAAAGAGAAAGGGACAAAGACAGGGAUAGAGAUCGCGAUAGAGGAGACAGAGAGAGGCACCGCGAUCGUUAUCCUCGAACGACUUCGGAAGCCAGUGAGACCAGCUACGCCACGUCGAGCCACACAGAGGUGCCGUACACGCCGCACGCCGCACACCCGCCUCUCACGCCGCACGCCGCACACCCGCCCCUCACACCGCACGCCACGCACGCGCCGCAGACGCCACACACACCGCAUGCGCCGCCACACACACCGCACGCGCCGCCUGCAGCUAUGCCCUACGAUGCUUAUUAUCAGCAAAAUUAUAGCUACAGCUACAGUGCAGGCGCUAGCGCUAGCACGAGUGGCAGUAGCAUGUGGUGGGGUGACUGGCGACAUCCGCAACACUCGAGCCAUCAUCACUCACAUGAAGUGUCUGUUGAAACUAAAGUUGCAGAGGUAGUGGAACCCCGUCCCCCUGAAGACACAAUAGAAAGUAAAGAGCCUGAACCAAAGCCGCCGCCACCAGCUGAAGAACCCAAGAAUGUUGACUUAGAUACUAGAAUAGCGAUGUUGCUAAAAGGUGCGAGCACUGGCGGUGGGCUGGCGCCGCCGUUCUUGUCGCUCGGUAUUUCGUCCGAAGAAGAAGACGAAGAUCGCUUGCCCUCCAAUAUACCCGAUUUAGACGCACCGCAGCCACCCUCUGAUGACGAAGACUCCAUCAGUGAAGACAGGGAGAGCAUAAUAUCAAUAGGCAAUGAAAAUGGAGACGUGGAUCCCGAUCCAUUGUCAACUACGCCUUCACCGUACCUGUCGAGAGAGAUCUACGUCGACUGUCUCAAGAUAACUGUUGAUAGGAAAAAGAAAGAUGAUGAACGCAAGAAGAUCCCUCUUAUCGACAAAAUCGGGUCGGACAUAUCAUCUUCAGAAGACGAGUUGUUGACCGGUGAGGAACCAAGGAGAUCCCCUGCACAACCUGACCGUGAACAAGACAACUUGAAUGACGACCAGAUGUCCCUGUCAUCACUAUCUUCGACAGAAGCCAAGAUCGAGGAGCAGGUGCCAGCGGAAGCGUACUACCCGGCGUACCCUUCCGCGACCACAGCGCCCCCCGGACACUACUACCAUCAACCAAUGUGGCCUCCUACCGCGUACCCGCCGCCCGGCUACGGCGGCGCGGAGCUGGCGCUGGCGUACGGCACGGGCGGCCCGUUCGGCGCGCCGCCGCUGCUGCAGCACUACCCGCCCUACGCGCCUCCGCGCGCGCCGCACGAGCUGGAUAAUCCUUACUAUCCGACCAUAAACAGCGUCAUAGAGCGGGUAACGACUGAAUUAAAACAGAUUCUAAAGAAAGACUUUAACAAGAAAAUGAUAGAAAGUACUGCAUUCAAGAGCUUUGAGGUCUGGUGGGACGAGCAAAGCAGAAAAACUCGUCAAAUGAAGCCUAAGGAAGAUCCCAGUCAGCCUUUACAGGACAUUUCAAACAAAAAAGAAGAAGCAGUCGAUUCGAUAAAAACAAUAAUGGAGUCACGGGAGAUCGGGUUAGAACUGGGCGGAUAUGGCUCAGGCAUAGGCCUGGGGCUUCGCGCCGCUAUACCUAAAAUGCCCAGCUUUCGGCGUAAGCGAAAGAUACCUUCCCCUGUACUCAUGGAUGAGGAUUCAAGCAAGAGGCUGAGUGAUCAAGAAGAAAUGGUACAGAAUUCUGAUGAAGAAAAGGAAGUGCCCACUAGUCCAAGGAAUAGAACUACAGGCUCCUACUUAUCGAGAAGUAGAAGGCGACAAUCUAGUAGUUCAUCUAGAUCGUCGUCAUCUUCAUCUUCACGAUCGUCGUCGUCAUCUGGGUCGGAACGGAAAGGGCCAGCGCCUAGAAUAUAUUCAGAUACCGACGACGAUUCAGAACUCGACGAGGCCGAGCUUAAGGUGGUAUCAAACAAAGAGAGGCUAAGAAGAGUCUACUCUUCAACAUCGGACAGUGAAGAAGAACAAAGCAGAAGAGAAAAAACUCCUGUACCACAAAUGGAUCCGUGGGACAACGACGGCGAAGGCGAGCUCGUAGACGAGGCGCUGUCAGCUGUCGCCCGCCCCAACAGCGCCAGGAACACUGACGCACGACCUGCUGAGGACACACGGGAUGUACUACUCGAUAGAGUUUAUUCUGAUUCUGAAGAGGAGAGAGAGUACCAGGAACGAAGAAGACGCAAUACAGAGUACAUGGAACAGAUCGAGAAAGAGUUUCUGGAAGAACAGAGACGAAAACUGGAAAUAGAUACACAUCCGCCUGAGAAGCCCCCUGACGAAAGCAAACAAGAAAGAGAGCGAGAAACACGAACAGAAGAUUUGCGUAGCAGUCCAUACAGAAAAGAAGACUACAAAAAGCACCCGACGUCGGCUGACAAAAAUAAACGGGACGCGUUGCUCGAUGGCGAGCUUAGCGACGAGGAGCCACUACGGACUAAACGAAAUAGUAUGGAAAACUCUGAUAAACGACAGAGAAUCGUGUCGUUUAGUGAUGAUCAUAGCAAUACUGAAACUGCCGUCAGUGUCAAUGGAGUUAAAGAGGCAAGCAGCGCUUUAUCAGAAACGUCGUCACCACAAUCGCAAGCAUCACAGGCGUCACAAGCGUCGCAAGUUGCGUUGGACCAUUCCUAUUGUCGCCCACCGCCACACGAAGAAGACAGGCGACCCUCUAAUCAUCUACAACAUGAUCAUGGUUACACAUGGAUGGCAGAACCAGAGAGUGUGGUGUCCCCCGCUGAAGAGCCUACGAUCAAGAAGGACAGUAAGCGUCCGUACAAGAGGAAACAUGAAGUGAAAAAACUGGCAGAGAUACAGAAUAAAUUAUUUUCACCCUGUGAGUCUGAAUAUAAGCAUUCGGCGUACGAUAAAGUCACUUUUGUUGCUCGAGACAUUAUGGCAGAAAUGCAGAUCAUGUAUGAGUUUUUGACACGCGGCAUCGACCGAGAGGACGUCGAGUACCUGCGGAGGGCGUACGAAGCCCUGCUGGCCGAGGACGCGCACGGCUACUGGCUCAACGACACGCACUGGGUAGACCAUCCGCCUACCGAUGUGGCCUAUUCACCACCGAGAAAGAAGUCGAAGCGACAUAAUAAUAUUUAUGAGGAUCUUCAGGGUCACUCGAGUGGUUCGGCUCGCACGGAAGGCUACUACAAGAUGGACGCGCGCCUGAAGGCCAAGUACAAGUACCACCACGGCCGCAGCUCGGCCGCCGCCCUGCACGCGCACACCGACGACAAGAAGGCGUCCAAGAUGCAGCUGCUGUCGAGAGAGGCUCGCUCUAAUCAGAGAAGAUUGCUCACCGCGUUUGGUACCGACACGGAUUCAGAUUUAUUGAAGUUUAAUCAGUUGAAGUUCAGGAAGAAACAGCUCAAGUUUGCCAAAUCUGGUAUCCACGACUGGGGUCUAUUCGCACAGGAACCAAUAGCAGCGGAUGAGAUGGUGAUCGAGUAUGUUGGACAAAUGAUCCGUCCGAUAGUGGCGGACGUUAGAGAGGCGCACUACGAGGCGACGGGUAUCGGUAGCUCGUACCUGUUCCGAAUCGAUCUUGAUACUAUUAUCGACGCCACUAAGUGCGGAAACCUGGCGCGGUUUAUCAACCACAGUUGUAAUCCAAAUUGCUACGCGAAGAUUAUAACAAUCGAGUCUCAGAAGAAGAUUGUGAUAUACUCCAAACAACCGAUAGGUGUAGACGAAGAAAUCACAUACGACUAUAAAUUCCCGCUGGAAGACGAGAAGAUACCUUGUUUGUGUGGCGCUGCGCAAUGUCGCGGCUUCCUUAACUAA